Molecule: messenger RNA, 1253 nt
Organism: Rosa rugosa (rugosa rose)
Lineage: Eukaryota; Viridiplantae; Streptophyta; Magnoliopsida; Rosales; Rosaceae
Product: cell number regulator 8
Exons: 3
Coding region: 190-930 (246 amino acids)
Source: RefSeq, a predicted model, not a curated record
GAAGACCGCGUCUUUGGAUUCGUCAGUUCAACGACUCCAAGACGAAUCCAAAAACAACCAAACCUCUCUCGCUUUUCUCUCCUCCUUCUCAAUUCUUCCAUUUUUAGGGUUUCCAAUUUCGAAUUCCGAUUCCGAUUUCGAUUUCGAUUUCUCUCUCUCUAUCUCUAGGGUCUCUGAUUUCGAUCAACCAUGGCGGGCAACAGGGAGAGCAAUGUCCAGGAGGAAUCGAGCCCUCUUCUGAGCCAGCAAUUCCAGGAGCCUGAGAAGCCGUCCAAGGCCGCGCCGGCGGCUCAGACCGACGAGAAGCCUCCCGUUCAGAUGGGGCAGGUCAACGGCGGCGGUAAUGGAUGCGGGUGGACCGCCGAUGGGCUGCCGUUGACUCACGGCAGCGUGGUGGCCGGUGAGCCCAUGGGCCGGAGCCAGUGGGACUCGGACCUUCUUGCCUGUCUUGGCCGCAACGAUGAGUUCUGUAGCAGCGAUCUUGAAGUUUGCCUUCUUGGAAGUGUGGCUCCUUGUGUGCUGUAUGGAACCAAUGCCGAGAGACUUUCUUCUUCUACGGGGAGCUCGUUUGCAUCUCACUGUUUGACUUACUCUGGUCUAUAUUUAAUUGGAAAUGCCUUCUUUGGUUGGAACUGCCUGGCACCAUGGUUUGCAGCUCGUAACCGUACUGCUAUGCGCCACAAGUUCAACCUCCAGGGUGGCUGUGAAGCAUUUCAAAGCUCUUGUGGGUGCUGCGGAUCAAUGGGAGAUGAGGAUCAGGAACAGUGUGAGGCCUUCUGUGAUGUUGGGACUCAUUUGUUCUGCCAUUCAUGUGCCCUUUGCCAGGAAGGUCGUGAGGUCCGUCGCAGGUUGCCUCAUCCCGGUUUUAAUGCUCAACCCGUUCUGGUUAUGAUUCCUCCUGGAGAGCAAGGCAUGGGCCGUGAAGCUUGAGAGUGCCUUCCCAGGCAUGAGACCCCCCCACUGUAUAUCUAAGUGUGCUUUAAAAUCUAGAACUAUGUUGACAGUGCAUCCAGUCCUCUGAACUGCAUCUUUUUACUUGGUUUUUCCCAAUCGAGUAUAAAUAAUAUGAAGAUGAAAGCAUAGACGUUUGUGUGGUGUGCUAUAUUUACAUGUAGUAUUUAAUAUCUGUGAAAUGUUAUUGAAAGUGGAGAACCUCAGUUGGCUGCCUGGCUGUGAAUUUGUUUACUCAACAAAUACUUAUUUUCCCAUUGCCCCUUUCAAUAAGAUAUACGUAUUGUUACAUUAAAUAAUCA